Messenger RNA from Tribolium castaneum (red flour beetle), 767 nucleotides. RefSeq lists its product as hypothetical. The transcript is spliced from 4 exons. NCBI's taxonomy places the organism in Eukaryota, Metazoa, Arthropoda, Insecta, Coleoptera, Tenebrionidae. The record is from RefSeq and is a predicted model, not a curated record. The coding region runs from base 149 to 733 and encodes 194 amino acids.
AGAGCUUCAUUCACCGGGUGAUGAAUGGUGGUGGCUGUGGGAUGUGCACCGGAAGUGGAGGUCACAUUAAUUGACCCCCGGCCCAUUUAUUCAUUUCCCCAAUUGCCAAAUCAACGAUGUAAACACAUGGAACCAUUCAUCAAUUAAAAUGGCAUUUGGGGCACUGGUCCUGCUUUCACUCCUUGUUCCUGGAGUUUUCUCCGACAUCACCGUAACCUCAGGAAAUUGCAGUUACUAUUGGACUUUAUACAAUGGCACAACUCCUUCCGAGGCAGUUUUAGGAGGUGUGACCCCAGAGGGUGAAUUGUUCUUCCUUGCUUUGGUUCAGUUAAAACUAAUCAAUGAAAUUUACGUCGGAAUGCUCAUCCACGAAAAAAAAUAUGUUAGAAUCACCUCGCUAGGAUUGGCCAAAGAGGUCAAAAAUGACCCCUUUACUGUUGUAAAUAUUUUGUGUUCGCGUGAUGGGAAGGCGUUUAAAUGGGUUGAGACGAAAAGUGAAGACUUGGCCCUUGUGCCCCAUCUGGUCAACGGCGGUAAGGUUUUAGGCCAAGAUUUGUACAUUGGAAGAAUCAGAAAAUACGGAGGAACGCUCGUUGGAAAAGUUUUUCCACACAAAUUUAUCUAUCAAGGAUUGUACGUGCCUGAAGGAAACGUUUUUGCUCAGUUUAUGGAGUAUGAAGUGUUAACGUUUAAUUGUGACUACAAGAUAAAAGGCCAGUUAAGCGAAAUGUAAAGCAUUUAAAAUUAAAAAAUAAUUGUACUGGAAA